AUGACUACUCAGUAUAAGAAAUUCAUUAAACUUAUAGCUAAAUGGCCUAUUGAUUCUAGCAAAGGCGAACGAGACCUCGGCAAGUUUAUCAGGGAUAAGGUAAAAGUUGCAUUUGAAUCAACGAAUAAAAAAGAUUUAGAUUCGGAGCUCUGCAACCAACAGUACAACUCAUUGAACAAAUUAGCUGAUAAUUAUUACAAAAACAAGUACAAACGGAAGCACAGCAGCACAGCAACGGGACUAAGUGUAGAAGAGUGUAACCUCAUUCUAUCCAACGAGGUUCUCGACUAUUUAAAGGAAGAAAACAAAGGUUUCUUUAGCAAAAUAUUUAAACAUGUCCAAUACAAAGACCACACACCAGUAAUGUUAAAUGAAGCUAUUAAAUAUUUAAAUCCUAAGAAAGAUGAAUUGUACAUUGAUAUGACGUUUGGAGCUGGUGGACACUCUAGAAAAAUCUUAGAGUCAGCCGAUUGUAGGCUCAUUACGUUAGAUAGAGAUCCACAUGCCUAUGAUAAAGCACAAAAACUUGCUGAAGAGUACCCAAAUAGAGUAAUACCUUUAUUAGGCAAAUUUAGUGAACUCCCUGCUCUUUUAAAAGCUAAAGAAAUAAAACAAUCUUCUAUAGAUGGCAUUCUAUUUGAUUUUGGUUGUUCAUCUAUGCAAUUAGACAAAGGAGAAAGGGGAUUUUCUGUGAGCAAGAAUGGUUACUUAGACAUGCGAAUGGACGCUGGCCGAGAUCCAAAUCAAAUAACUGCAAGGGAAGUGCUGGCGACCGCUAAUGAACAGGAGCUAUAUAAAAUAUUUAAAAUAUAUGGUGAAGAGAAAAAAGCUGCAAAAAUAGCACAAACCAUCAUACAAGCUAGAUAUAUGAUCAAAAAUAUUGAAACAACAGAAGAAUUGGUGGACCUGGUCAAUUCAUGUUGCCCUGAUGAAAUACGACUAGACAAAUUGCAAAGACCUCAAUCAAACGCAACAAAAGUAUUUCAAGCGUUACGCAUCUUUGUAAACAAUGAGCUAAAUGAACUGAAUUAUGGGAUGGUCCUUGCUAAAUAUUAUUUAAAACUCAAUGGAAAAUUAGUAACCAUUUGUUUUCAUUCGUUAGAGGAUACUAUUGUGAAACGCCAUAUAGCUGGGAACAUUGUUAAUGAAGUGGCAAAUCCCGUUCCUUUAAAGUAUUUGAGCCCGACACUUGUCCAGAAUCAAGAAACUAUUAACACAUUUCUGGAUACUCCUUGGAGGGCUAUAAAUAAGCAUGUUGAUGUACCUACAGAUGAAGAAGUCCAACGAAACCCACGAAGUCGUAGUGCUAGAUUGCGGGCUGCAAUCAAAGUUAAAUGA
Messenger RNA from Arctia plantaginis, 1338 nucleotides. The record is from the annotation of a GenBank genome assembly. Lineage: Eukaryota; Metazoa; Arthropoda; Insecta; Lepidoptera; Erebidae.